GUCACCCCGUGUCUCCUUAUGUCAUCUCAACCAUUUAUAGCCUAUACAUUACAGCUCAUUGGAGGAUCAUGUUUCUGUAGUCUGGUCUAUGACUAUAAUGCGGACACAGAUGCCAUGCCUGUAGACAUCAUGGUUUGGGAGGUGGUGACCCCGGCUGUGCUGUCCAGUGACCCCAAACAUCAUUCUGAGCCUGAGGGUGAACACACAGGAGUGAUGAUGGAUGCAGAUGGAGACCAAUCACAUGAUCUGCUUCGCUGUGAGGAACGCCUCCCCUCCUCACCUGGCUUCCCUACUAGCGACAGUUACAUGGAAUACGACGACCUCCCGGACCUGCAGGAGGUUCAGGAAGAGAUGGAGCAGACAGCGCCACCCAUCUUCCAGGUGGACAUGGGUGUGUCGCACCAGGAGCGACAUGCGCACACACAUCCUCCUGACACACACUGGCUGACGCAGCUGGCUCACAUCGCCACCGGACCUCAGAGCCCAUUGCUGCAAGAGUCUCCUAACAGCAGCUCCUCUCCGGCCUGCCUCUCCAGCACCAGCAGCAAUCUACAUUCCUACGCUCGGCCUCCUCCCCCUCUCCCCAGCAACAGCAGCAGCAGCCGGUCGUCCCCCAGAGGUCACGGCAGGGAGCGCCGACGCACCAGGAAGAGCAGUGAAUGUGGUUCUGCGGUGUCAACCAGAUCCUCUCUGUCUGAUGAUGAAGACAUGGGCUGGAGCUUCUCCUGUCCACCCACCGCCUGGCACUGCUUUCUCAAAGGCACUCAUCUGCGUUUCCAGAGCAGCCUUAAUGCGAAGUGGCAAGACGUCGAGGACCUGGACGAGGAACGAUCCAGGUCUCUGAAGAGUUAUGGCUCUGAGGGUCUGCAGCUGGUGGAGCAUUCAGAGACUGUGUUGUCUGGUCAGACUGUCCUACAGCUGACCUUUGACCCCGGGGCAUUUGGACGUGUCCCCGUGACCGCCCGGUGCCAACUUGAUCACCCCUUUUACGUCAAAAACAAAGGGUGGUCGUCAUUUCACCCGAGCUUGACAGUGGUGCGUUAUGGUAUACCUUGCUAUGAAAUGGAGGUGGGGGACGUGUGCCUUCCUCCAGGACACAGAGACGCCAAACACACCGACGACUCGUUGGUCUUUGACACAUUCAAGAGUUACGAUUUCACUCCGCUGGACUCCUCUGCGGUUUACGUGUUGAGCAGUAUGGCCAGACGGCGGCGUGCCUCCCAGUCCAGCGGUGGAGCUGUUUCUCCAGACAGAGACGCAUUACAAGACACCAACAGCGCCGGUCGCUCCCACUCUCCUCGUCAAAAGCCAACCAAAAGCCAGCAAGCCAGCGCAGCAGCAAGUAACAACGCCACGCCCACUAAGUGCAAGCGGCCAAUGAAUGCCUUUAUGCUGUUUGCCAAGAAGUACAGGGUGGAGUACACACAGAUGUUCCCAGGCAAAGACAACAGAGCGAUCAGCGUCCUCCUCGGGGAGCAGUGGAAGAAAAUGCGGACCGAGGAGCGGCGGACGUUCACCGUGCAGGCCAAAGCCCUCGCAGACGAACAGAAGAGACUCAACCCAGACUGCUGGAAACGCAAGAGAACCAACUCUGGCUGUCAGGGAAAUUAAGGCCGCAGACAAGAAGAGAGUAAACACACACACUCACACACACACAUAUUCAGAGGUGACAAAAGAGAGCUAUGCGUAACCUAAUACAACGCUUUGAAAUCAUAUUUUUAUUAACAACAGACUUGCCUUGAUCUCCCAUAAUGAAAAGAUUCUCACAAAUCUUUAAAACAAAACAAAAGAUCGUCUGUUUUUUGUAGACAUUUUGAGCUCUUCUCAACAAAACGUCACCUCCCUUUCUCUUGCUUUUUAAAAAAAGUGCUAAAUGUAACAUUUUAAAGUGGUAUCAAUUAUUAAAUUAAUUAUAACAAGUUAUAAAAAACCUUACAUUUUAAUGCUACAGAGCACCGUAGCGUCUCCCUCCUGACGAAAUUACAAAACAGGUCAACUGGGUUAUUCAUGACUGGAGUUCAUCUCCACGAUUUUACAAUAUGUGUGUGAAUGUGACAAUAAUAAUAAUAAU
Molecule: messenger RNA, 2071 nt
Organism: Sebastes umbrosus (honeycomb rockfish)
Lineage: Eukaryota; Metazoa; Chordata; Actinopteri; Perciformes; Sebastidae
Product: HMG box-containing protein 1-like
Exons: 13
Coding region: 19-1611 (530 amino acids)
Biological process (GO): regulation of transcription by RNA polymerase II
Cellular component (GO): nucleus
Molecular function (GO): RNA binding; DNA-binding transcription factor activity, RNA polymerase II-specific; RNA polymerase II cis-regulatory region sequence-specific DNA binding
Source: RefSeq, a predicted model, not a curated record